GAAUUUUUUUUAUUACUUUUCUUCAAAGUGACUUUGUUCAAAUUCUGAUUAGUUUAACAAGUAACGGUAGACGUGGUUGGAACUAUCAUCGCUUGAUACGGAAAGAAAGUAGUCGCAAAGGAUGAAUAUAUUUUCAUUUAAAAGUGUGAUCUUUGGCGUGACUACCACCGCCAUUGGAUAUUACACAAUCCUCCUACCACAUACUAUUUUGCUGAAAAGAUACAGAUACGUAGUGGCCACAUAUCGAAUGGGCAAAGAAGAACCAUUGGGCUUUAAAGUCCAGGAAAAGAUUCAAAGGGUAAUGGAUGAUCUCAAGCUACCUGAGGAUAUUAGAAACACUAUAAAACCCUUCAGUGUGUUUGGCUUCGAUCUGUUUCACGCCGGCACUCUUAAUGCCAAAUACGGCGCGAUACUGGGAAUUCCUGUUAACUUCACCAAGACGAACGAGCAUAUUCGUGAGAAUCUACAAAUCAGAGAGGAAUAUAUGGAUUGGACACGACCAGAUGCCCACAAUUUUUUGAACGCGUCGAUGCUCUCCGAGAACGCGCAGAAGUUCGCGAUAGCGCGCGAAAUCCUGCGUAUCCUAGCGGAGGAACCGUAUUUCGAUUCUUUCGGACUGGCUCUAACGAUCGCAACGCUAUGGACGCUUUAUAAUAUCGUAUCGUACAGAUUUAGAUUGCGGGAACGUAGCGCGAUAACACGAUUUACGUUUUAUACUGUCUUCGUCAUGUCCGGUGCGUUAUGGUGGUUCGGCGUAAAGGACUAUCGAAGUAAUCGACUCGACAAAGAAAACGACGAAGAUUUGUGCAAUUUAGGACCCGAAUAUAUCAAAGGGGGACAAGAAUUCUAUGAAAAGUUGUUAAUCAGAAACAAAGCUCUUAGAUCUCUCUUGGGAACAGCAGGAAAAAGAAUAUUCACCGCUUACGGAAACGAAGAGUCUUUCCUGCGGCAGAAGCACAUACCGAUCACCAAUAGGAAAGACUUCUUUGAUUCGCGUCUACGAAGUUUGGAAGAAGCGAAAUGAGUUGAUUUUCUUAUACCUAAAAUUUGGAGAGCAAAGUCUUUUUUACGUUCAUCGUCGGAGAUAAAUUUAAAUUUAAAUUUGAUCCAAGUGAUCAAAUGAAUGAUGUCCGGUAUGUCUGACAGUUUUCUUCUUGUAUUUAAUUCCUCGCAAACGUAGAUAUAUCGGAGAUCAUUGUACAGAUUUAUGUAUUUAUUUUGAUAUUUUUAAUGUUGUCGGUAAAAUGCAUCUGUAAUAAAUUGUUACUAUUUGAAACAGUAUUCAUUAGGAAUAUAUAUUAAUUACAAUAUCACGCACAUCAUUCCUUAAAACUACUGUAUUUAUGAGACAUUGCCACGUCUUACCUUAAUGUAAGAAGCUUUUAUAGAAGAUACAUAUUUUCGUAAUA
Messenger RNA from Pogonomyrmex barbatus (red harvester ant), 1409 nucleotides. RefSeq names its product transmembrane protein 177. Lineage: Eukaryota; Metazoa; Arthropoda; Insecta; Hymenoptera; Formicidae. Gene Ontology annotation, cellular component: membrane. The record is from RefSeq and is a predicted model, not a curated record.